Molecule: messenger RNA, 1095 nt
Organism: Rotaria sp. Silwood2
Lineage: Eukaryota; Metazoa; Rotifera; Eurotatoria; Philodinida; Philodinidae
Source: the annotation of a GenBank genome assembly
AUGUAUACUUCAUUAGUCAAAGUUACAGAAAUUGUUAAUAUAAAUCUACCUUCAUUCAAAAAAUAUUCACUAUUAUAUUUAACUUAUUCUCAAACUUUCGCAUGUCCAUGCACAACAAUAUCUAUCGAUUAUCAAAAAUUUCUUCAUGUCAAAUAUAAACUUCAUCAAGUAUGUAGUAGUAUUUAUGUUACCCAUAAUUGGAUAAAUAACACUGCGUUAUCUUUUGACAAUCAACCCUACGAUCCCACAAAUUUUCGAUGGGCAAGUACAAAUAUAUUUCAAGCUCUAAGUACAUUUUGCGAAUUAACAAACAAAACAAUAUCUGAAAGUUUAAUUCGAUUCUAUUCAAAUCAAUAUAUCAGUAACGUGGUGAAACCUUCACACUUAUUUGAAUCACAUAUACAAUCAAUCGUUAAACAAUUUAGAUCUUCAAUAACAAAUCAUUUCUUAUUAUCAUUACAAAUUAUACGAGAUACAAGUCAAGCCAAUGCUUUACUCUCGGCAAAACAAACAAAUAUUUUACUGUACUUUGUACCUGGAUCUACAUUUGCAAGUGUAGUACCAUUAGCAUAUGACGGAUGUGACUGUGGUUAUUCAGCUAAAUGUAUUCAACAAUCAGCUAUUUACACUUAUCCUAAUUUAACCACGUUAUUUUCAAUACCAGGUCUCUAUUUAGGAUGUUUUGCAAUUGAAUCAUUAUUACAAUCAACUCUUGAAUGUUUUUAUAAUCAAACAUGUAUAAAUCAAUUACAAUCAUAUUUAACAUAUUAUCUUUUCAUGAAUGUAACAGCAUUGGAUUCAUCUUUACCAAGUCGGUUUUUCAAAAAUUCAACAAUACAAGAACUUGUCAAUGAAUUAAUGAUUGAACGAUGGAAUUUAUCAACGAUAUAUGAAAGUUAUUAUAAUGCAUGCCAACCAAUACGAUGUACCUAUAGUUAUUCAACGAGAAAUAAUCUAAUUUGUAUUAUUACUACAUUAUCCGGUUUAGUAGGUGGUAUGCUAACAAUAUUAAAACUUUUUGUACCAUUAUUAAUUAAACUUGUCAGAAGAAAUAAAAGAUUACCAACUCAAGAAAUAGGUAAGAUAAGUCUUUGA